AUGUGAAGAUCGUUUGUUUAAGAACUUGUUUCGAGACUACGAAAAAUGGGUUCGUCCCGUGAAACACCUGAAUGACAAAAUAAAAAUAAAGUUUGGCCUUGCAAUCUCUCAGUUAGUAGAUGUGGAUGAGAAGAAUCAGUUAAUGACCACAAACGUGUGGUUGAAACAGGAAUGGGUUGAUGUAAAAUUAAGAUGGAACCCUGAUGACUACGCUGGAAUCAAAGCUAUCCGCGUCCCCUCCGACUCCAUCUGGACUCCAGACAUAGUAUUGUUUGACAAUGCAGAUGGACGCUUUGAAGGCACCAGCACAAAAACGGUCGUAAGAUAUGAUGGCACUGUGGCUUGGACCCCACCAGCCAACUACAAAAGCUCCUGCACCAUAGAUGUCACCUUUUUCCCAUUUGAUCUCCAAAACUGUUCUAUGAAAUUCGGUUCAUGGACAUACGAUGGAUCACAGGUGGAUCUAGUGUUGGAGGAUUAUGAUGUAGACAAAAGAGAUUUCUUCGAUAAUGGAGAAUGGGAAAUAGUGAGUGCCACUGGAAAUAAGGGGAACAGAACAGAUGGAUGUUGCUGGUAUCCCUAUGUGACUUACUCCUUUGUAAUUAAGCGUUUGCCUCUCUUUUAUACCCUUUUCCUCAUCAUACCCUGCAUUGGGCUCUCCUUUUUAACGGUGCUCGUCUUCUAUCUUCCUUCAAAUGAGGGUGAAAAGAUCAGUCUCUGCACUUCAGUGCUUGUGUCCUUGACUGUCUUCCUCCUAGUUAUUGAAGAGAUCAUCCCAUCAUCUUCCAAAGUCAUCCCUCUAAUUGGAGAGUACCUAGUGUUUACUAUGAUUUUUGUGACAUUGUCAAUCAUGGUGACCGUCUUCGUGAUCAACAUUAACCAUCGUUCCUCCUCCACGCACAAUCCCAUGGCACCUUGGGUCCGCAGAAUCUUUCUUCAUCAGCUUCCAAAGUUUCUUUGUAUGAGAAGCCAUGUAGAUCGAUACUUUACCCACAAGGAAGAAACUGGCAAGAUCAGUGGCCCCACACCUUCUCGGAACACCUUGGAGGCUGCUCUUGAUUCCAUCCGCUACAUCACGAGGCAUGUCAUGAAGGAGAAUGACGUCCGCGAGGUUGUUGAAGACUGGAAAUUCAUAGCCCAAGUACUUGAUCGGAUGUUUUUGUGGACUUUUCUUCUGGUUUCAAUAAUUGGAUCACUUGGACUUUUCGUUCCUGUUAUUUAUAAAUGGGCCAAUAUCCCCAUACCGAAUUAUAUUGGGAGUACAAAUAAGUGA
This is a messenger RNA of Vombatus ursinus (common wombat), 1273 nucleotides long. It is a transcript of the gene CHRNA5, whose product is annotated as cholinergic receptor nicotinic alpha 5 subunit. Gene Ontology annotation, molecular function: acetylcholine-gated monoatomic cation-selective channel activity; transmembrane signaling receptor activity. The coding region runs from base 143 to 1273 and encodes 376 amino acids. The record is from RefSeq and is a predicted model, not a curated record. The transcript has 5 exons. Gene Ontology annotation, cellular component: neuron projection; postsynaptic membrane; synapse. Gene Ontology annotation, biological process: monoatomic ion transmembrane transport; regulation of membrane potential; chemical synaptic transmission. Lineage: Eukaryota; Metazoa; Chordata; Mammalia; Diprotodontia; Vombatidae.